Molecule: messenger RNA, 1286 nt
Organism: Telopea speciosissima
Lineage: Eukaryota; Viridiplantae; Streptophyta; Magnoliopsida; Proteales; Proteaceae
Product: polygalacturonase
Exons: 4
Coding region: 1-1173 (390 amino acids)
Biological process (GO): carbohydrate metabolic process
Molecular function (GO): polygalacturonase activity
Source: RefSeq, a predicted model, not a curated record
AUGGUGAACCCAAUGAACUUUCUUCUCUUACUUCUUCUCUUCAUCUUGUUCUACUCUGCAACAGCCACUCCAACAUACAAUGUUGUUCAGUUAGGUGCUAAAAACGACGGCAGAACCGAUUCGACGAAAGCUUUUACUACCGCCUGGGCCAGCGCUUGCAGUUCUCACCAGUCCGCCAUAAUCUACGUCCCACAGGGAAAGUUUUUGCUCAGAAACGUCAAUUUUGCCGGUAAAUGCAACAACACUCAUAUCACCAUACGCAUCGACGGCACCCUCGUUGCUCCAUCAGAGUACAAUGUGAUCGGUAACAGUGGAACUUGGAUCAUGUUCCAGUCCGUCACCGGCGUUACCAUCCACGGUGGUACCCUUGAUGGCCAAGGCUCUUCUCUCUGGUCUUGCAAGAAUUCCGGCCAGAGUUGCCCCUCCGGAGCUUCGAGUCUAGGCUUCUCCAACUCAGAGAACAUUGUUAUCAGUGGAUUAAAGUCGUUAAACAGCCAAUUGUUUCACAUUUUCAUCAAUGGUUGCCAGAAUGUGAAUGUCCGAGGGGUGACGAUCUCGGCGGACGGCAAUAGCCCGAACACGGAUGGUAUUCAUGUACAGUUAUCGAGCAGUGUUACAAUCUUGGGAGCUAGCAUCAAGACCGGUGAUGAUUGCAUCUCUAUUGGCCCCGGCGCCACAAACCUGUGGAUGGAACACAUUACAUGUGGACCUGGACAUGGUAUCAGCAUUGGAAGUCUGGGUAAGGAUACUCAAGAGCAAGGUGUGCAGAACGUUACUAUCAAAACCGUUACUUUUAGUGGGACCCAAAAUGGUUUCAGAAUCAAAACGUGGGGAAGACCUAGUAACGGUUUCGUCAAAGGAGUGCUUUUCGAAGGUGCCACCAUGGAGAAUGCGAAUAAUCCAAUCGUAAUUGACCAAAAUUACUGCCCAAGCGAAAAAGAUUGCCCUGGAAAGGUUUCAGGAGUUAAAAUCAGCCAAGUGACAUAUAGUAAUAUCCAUGGAACAUCUGCGUCAGAAGUUGCUGUUAAAUUCGACUGCAGCUCGGGGAACCCAUGCAGUGGUAUAAGAUUGGAAGAUGUUCAGCUUACUUAUGGUAAUCAGACGGCUCAAUCGUCUUGUUCAAAUGCUGGUGGAACAUCUUACGGUGUAGUAAAUCCUUCAAGCUGUUUGUAGUAUGACGACGGAAAAAACAAAAAAAAAUACUUACGAUACCAUAAAAUACAAAUGAAUUUUUUUUUUCCUCCCCUAUUUUGGCAUUGCACCUAUAUGUAUUGAAGUGCAAGUGC